CUAGACGGAUACACGCAGACCCACCGGGCGAAGUGACUGCUCCUGUUGUUCAAGAGUCCCAGACCCAGACUGUGCCCGCCCAGGAGGAAGAGGAAGACGCAGCGAGACCAACGUUCGUCAAGGAAGAAGAGAGACCAAGGAGGCGCAAGACCACUGCGACGCGCUCUUCUCCUGCUGCUGCGGACAUACCACCAGAGUACGCUUCCGCUCACCUAUGGCUGCCUGACUCUCAACCACCACCACCAACUGGGGCUGCACAUCCUCCGGGACUGCCCCCACCGCAUAUGAUGCAUGAUGCUCUUACUAGCCUACUCCUAUGUCUUCAUCCGCAGACACAGCAUCGAAGUCUCUUUCCCGGACCUGGAGGACAAGCACAGGUAGAGCCAACUCUUGCACUGUACUGCCCGAUCGAGGGAGGCGACUACGUGCUCGAUGAAACGAUCAGGGAGGUAGCUAAGCGCGCAGGUGCAGAAGUCGUCGUACUAGAUGCGGCACAGCUAGCAGCGGGGUCACACGGGGUAUUCGGUCGUUCUGCGGUGGGAUUCCGACUCCCUUCUAACCCGCUCCACGUUACUUCCGUCACUUCUGUUCAGUCCCCCAACCCCCCUUCUGCUGCCUACGGACCAGGGGAGGAAGAUGACGAACUCGAUGCCCCCCUUUACCCCAGCAGCCUCGGCGCCGUCGCCAUCCAGAUCCCUACAACGAUGCAUUUGUCUACUCUUCCGCGGUCAAAGAUUGGCUCUGCUGCUAGUGCCGCAGCUCGUAAUGCACCACAGACGGCUAUGCGCAAGUUAUUCGACGAGAUAGUCAAUCUUUCACCUUCACUUCCCGAUCUCGAUCUACCUUCGACAAGCACCAGUGCCGGCAGUGCCGGCGCACCCCAAUCACCCGUCAAACCACGGAUCAUCUACAUCCGGGAUUUUGGUCUCUUAGCGCCCACAAGCGCCCACUGGUACCCUACUCUGCUCAGCGCCGUGCGUGCCCGCCGUGCCCGUCCGCUCUCCCGUCCCUCCCAACCCCCACCAAACCCUACCGUGAUUGUCUUCGGUUGUCUUCCCCCGCUCCUCCCGCAACUGCAUGUCACCCCUACCGCCAGCGCGGGUGGCAUCCUCAGCAUGCUCAUGGGCCCCUCGCGAUCUACAGGAGUCGUCCGUGUAGAGGGCAACGAGGAGGAGGACGCGCACGAGCGGGAGCGACGACUUAGCGAGCGACUCACCGCGUGGGAGAAGAACGAGCCCCUCUGGCUGUCUAGCGAACUGCCUGCUUUUGGCGGCUCACCCCCUGCCUCCACUGCAGGAAGAAGCGCCAUGGACCAGCUGGGAAUGCUCUUCGGAGGGGGGUACGUUGGCCUCCCCGCAAGAAUAGGCGCCGAUAGCGAGUAUGUUUCUCCCCCCGCCGGAGUGGAGGACGGUGCUGUCGCCGGCGCGGACGCGCGCCCUGCACCACCGUACUUCCGAGCGCUGACCAUCUUGCCCUCCAUGCGCGCCCCAGAGCUGGAGACAGAGACCCGCCUCGCCCGGAGGAGGGAGAUCAACAUGCUCGCGAUGCGGAUGGCUGUAGGCGCCGUUGGGGGCGUACUUCCCGACCUAGAGCUGGGGGACGAGGAGCUGCAGCAGGAAGACCUCUGGCAGGAAUGGGGGAAGAAGGUAGAGCCCUGGUCUGUCCUCCGAGGUGUGGCGAGUCGCGCUGUCGGCGGAGUCGUAGCUGAGCAAGUUGGGGCGGGAACGGGAGGAACCUCAACCCUCAACCCUACCCCCGUGCCGUGGACUGCUGUGCUCGACAGCUGGGAAGCACAGCGUUCCUCCGGUGCAGCGCGCAAGGCAUGGCUCGACUCUGCUCGUGCGGCGUCCCUCCUUUCUGAGGAGACCCCUGCUCCUGGCACGGAAGAGAGUACCGAAGAGAAGGAGGACGAGGUGAUCUCCCGCGUGCGUCAGGCCCAGGACCUGGAAGAGGGCGAACAGCGCCUGCUGGGGUGUAUCGUCGACCCUUCCACUAUGCCUACAACGUUUGCCAACGUCCACUUGCCCGCAGGGACGAUCGACAGCAUACGCACGAUCGUUAGCCUGCCUUUACUCCACCCGCAGGCGUUUUCCCAGGGUAUUCUAAAACAACACGCUAUGACGGGGGCGCUGUUGUUUGGUGUACCGGGGACGGGGAAGACUCUGGUCGUUCGGGCGCUGGCGAAGGAGAGUGGGGCGCGGAUGCUCAUGAUCAGACCGAGUGAUAUAUUCGAUAUGUAUGUCGGCCAAUCGGAAAAACUCGUCCGCGCGGUGUUCACCCUCGCGCGCCGACUCCAGCCCUGCAUCAUCUUCCUCGACGAGAUCGAUGCUGUGUUCGGCGCGCGAGUCUCUUCCCGCGAAACAGGAGGUGGGAUCGCCCACCGACAAGUUAUCACCGAGUUUAUGCAGGAGAUGGAUGGCCUGCGCACAAAGGAAGGUGGCGUCAUCGUCAUAGGUGCCACGAACAGGCCGUUUGAUCUAGACGAUGCCGUGCUUCGUCGGUUGCCGAGGCGGCUGCUUGUAGACUUGCCGGGCGAGAAGGAGCGAGUGGAGAUCCUCAAGAUCUUAUUGAGGGACGAGGUCUUAGCGCCUGAGGUGGACAUCCAGGGGCUGGCGAAACGGGCGGAAGGCUUCUCGGGCUCAGAUCUGAAGCACCUGUGUGUGUCUGCAGCGCUCAAUGCGGUUAAGGAAACUGUGGAACUACCCUGGGCUGUUCCGAGGAACGACAUCAAGGAUACCCUGGCCUUGACAAUGGUACCCGAGCUACAAGAGGCAUCGUCCAUACCCUUGGAAGAAGAAAAGCCAUCGCAGGAAGGUGCUAGUACACCUAUUGCGGAAGGCAAUGAAGCCUCAGUCCAGGAAGGCACCAGCGCACCUAUUGCCGACCUCUCCCCCCAGAUAGACGGGAGCGACGCGCCCUCUGCUUCUCCUACUGAACCGGUCUCCCCACCACCACCGUCGAUCACACAACGCGUCCUCCGGCCGCACCAUUUUGCCAAGGCGCUCACCGAGAUUAGCGCUUCCACAUCUGAGUCCCUGGGCACAUUAUCCGACCUGAGAAAGUGGAACGAGGAGUUUGGAGAAGGGGGUACGAAGCGCGGGCGGAGAAAGCGUUGGGGUGCCAAAUUCGGGUUUGGCAUACCUGACCAGACGCAGGGUGUGAGGGAGCUGGGGCAAGUCGGUGGCGGUGAGCCGUGAACGGAUUAGCGUGUCGGCGGGAAGUUUUUCUAAGGUAGUAUCGAGCAUCUUAG
Messenger RNA from Dacryopinax primogenitus, 3250 nucleotides. RefSeq names its product AAA-domain-containing protein. NCBI's taxonomy places the organism in Eukaryota, Fungi, Basidiomycota, Dacrymycetes, Dacrymycetales, Dacrymycetaceae. Bases 285 to 3197 code for a protein of 970 amino acids. Gene Ontology annotation, cellular component: mitochondrial outer membrane. The transcript has 4 exons. The record is from RefSeq and is a predicted model, not a curated record. Gene Ontology annotation, molecular function: ATP binding; ATP hydrolysis activity.